UUAUUUAUCUACUCCCGUUUGCAUGCUUUCAAAUGCUAGGUGGGCAGAAGCUGGGGCAGGAACGGGAACUCUACCCAUUGUGCGGUAGAGGUCUCAAACCUGGACUAAGGUCUUGAACCUGGGCUGUCACUCAGCGUCUUUAAGCACUAAGCCAUCACACCAAGUCAUCUAUUGAUGUACUUUACAGUAUAUCAAGUUAAUUUGUUAGGAGCUACUGAAAUGAGUGUGUAUGAGGUGAAAUCGUUUUCUUGAAAAUAACUGCUUCAACCUGAACCACUGAGAAAACACCUCAUAGAAUUGGUAGCCAUUAAGGUUGUAGUGAUCCUUCCCUCUAUUUUGCAUGUCAUAGCUGAAUGAGCGUUAACUAUUGGGAAACAAUUUCCAGGUGCAGAUUUCCAGACCCCUUUAAAGCAAGCGACUCAUUUAAAAUUAUGGUGGUGAUUUCUACAGAUCUUUUGUUUAGAUUAGCACCAUUUUAUUCGACCCCAUGCCUAUUUUAUGCACACGUUUCCCUUUUUUAUUUUGUUUUUGCUUAAAAAUGGGGAAAAAACAUGUCAUCCUUUCUGUGAAAAAAAUUCUUUGGAUUUAAUAGGAUAUGGCAAUAGUGAUACAAAGAUCGGGGGCAAUUCAGGUUUUCCUAUGGUGGAAAAAACUGAACCUGCACAAAAUUCCUUUCUUCUACAUGUCAUGUAAUUGUAGAAUGUUAAUGUUAAAGGGGAGUUACAAAUCAUUCAACUGAACCUGUCUCUCAAGAACAAAAUCCAGUGAAUCAAAGCCCACCAUCAUUUGCAACUGUUUGCCCCCGUCUCAAUUUUAGCUAUUAGGAGGGUUCUUCAAAAUCUUUUUCAUUAUAGUUUCAAUUUCUGGCCCAAAUUUUAGCAGUUGUAAAAGAGUUUCUAUGUUGUUAAGGUUUAGUUGAUCAAUGAAUAAAAUCACAUUUAACAAAGGAUUCCUUAUACAUAUCUCUUCAUAGGCCAAGAUUCAGUGUUGCAUCUCAGGACAUCUGUUCACCAAGUCAGCCUUCUUGUUAGAACAUCCUCAGGAUGUCUGGACCGUCGUUUGCAUCUUCAGGCUCGGAGGACUCUGAAGAAAUUUACAAAAUACGACUGGUAUCUCAGCAAACCGGAGAUGUGUUUACAAUACCGUCUAAGGCCAGCUCUAGACCAGGCACCAAAUCAUCAGCUCCUCGAAACACAGACUUUCUGUUGGAACAAAACCCAUUCAAAAUCCCUGCAGAUGUUGAUAUUUUUUUGCUGCGAGAUAAACAGAAAGAAAAGGCCAGGAUGGAGCGAGAGCGCCGAAAGACUUUGAAAGUCCACGAGAAGAUGACUUGCUCCACUCUGCAGAGUUCCAAACAGUCGGGAUUCAAGAGAGCGAUCCAAAUGGAAGAAGAAGCUGAGUACAAGGAGUUAGUAGCAGAAGCCGAACGACUCAAAGCUCUCCGAGAAAGCAUCUCCUGGAAGAUAGCAAUUACUAAAGACCAGGUUGUAGAGAGAGAGACCAUGGAUGAUUACAUCAAUCAGAAACGGCAGAUGUUCUUGCUACAGUACGCUGUAACUGUGAAAAAAGAUGAAAUUCAGAAACUGGAAAAUCUGGCAGUGGAAGAAGAAGCAAAGCUGGAAAAAGCCGAGGAAGACUUGGAAAAGGAUGCUGCCAUGUUUGAUGAGUUCCUGAAAGAGAAUGACAGAAACUCUGUCCAAGCUUUGAAAAUUGCUGAAAAAGAAACGAAAGCAAAACUGGAGAAAAUAAUUGAGAUCCGGGAAUUGACAGCGCAAAUGAUGAACAUCCAAAGUGAGAUAGCCCGAUUUGAGGACACUUUGCAGGAAUAUGUGGUGUUCAAGGAUUUCCUCUACCUACUAUCUCCCAAAGAAUGGUGGGAAGAUCAUGAAAGACGGAGGAUGAAAGAAAAGGCAAAUAAACUCCCUUCUGAGAGUAAAGAGGAAAAACUAGGACUGCCAAAAGGUUCAGGGAAGGAUGUUCAAGAACUUCAAGAAAAGAGCCGACGUCGAACAAUAAGCAUAGCAAAACAUUCUAGUUUUGACACGACUAACGUAGAACCUCCCACUCCUACAACGCAGAGCCAAAUUUUGGCUAGAAAGGACUCUUUCAAAUUAAGCCGAAUAGCUUCUAGGCAGACUCUAAAGUCUCAACAAAGCAGAAAGCCGAGUGUACAGAUUGCCCCAUCAGAAGAAAAAUUUACUCCAGAAUUAUCUGAUGAAGAUGACGAUGAGGUACCUGAAUUAUUCUUCACGGAUCCAAACCAGCUGCUGCAGGUUUUCACAGAGCUGGAAGAACAGAACUUGUCUCUGAUUCAGAAUUCUCAGGAGACAGAGGAAACCCUGGAUGAGCUCCGGCACACUUUGGAAACCACACGCAAUAAAAUGGAUCGUGAAAUAGAACAACUGAAAAUGCUUGCUGUCACUCUGCAAGCCAACAUUGUUAAAGAGGAGGAGACAGCAGCAGACCUGGAACUUAAAGCACGUGUCUUUUCUUUUGGGGAGUACAAAGCCGAAGUUCAGGACAAAAUGUUGGCGAGUUUGUAUCGAAAGGUGUUGGAAGUCUAUCGUCGCUGCAUUGGAGAGAAUGAGGCAAACUUGGGAACCUUGCAGAUGCUUACUGUUAUAGAACAUCAAUUAGAUGACUUGCUAGAAUGCCUUGAGAGGGUGUCUCCAGGAAAGAUAGAACAAGCUGAGAAAUCCAAAGAGAAAGAGCGAAGGAUGAGGAUGCGAGAAGAAAAGGUCAGGCAGCAGAGACAAUUGCAGGAAGAGAGGCUGCAGCGAGCCCUGGCAAGAGCACAAGCUGAUGUUAAGAAGAAGACUGGCAGAAGAUUAAUUUUUCGUUCUGAGCCUCCCGCUUUCAAGGAGAAAGAAGAUCAUGAUCAGGGGCUGAUCGAUAAAGAAAAAGAAGAGCUGCUCUAUUACUUUACUUAGCAGUUGAAAGGUGCAAGACAUUAUGAAGCAUACAGAAAAUGACAAACUAACAAGAAAAUGUUUCAACAGAUACUCUGUAAAUUUGGGGAGAAAGCUACUCUAUCCUAAGUAUAGUGACAUACAGUAGAGCAAAAUGUUUCAAAUUUUUCAUAGUUGUAAAAUCUUUUUUGGGGGGGAGGGGCUCAGUAAAUUAACUUAGUGAUAGAAAAUAUCUACCAAAGUGAUCAAAGAUCACAGACUAAUCUAAAGUCUUGCAGCUAGGAAAAUAGAUAUAACAAUGAUAAUACAAAUUUCUUUUUUAAAAAUUCAAUUUUCAAUAUCAGAUUCAUUUUUGUAAUUAAGUAGAUUGUAUGGACAUAACAAAAAUAAAGUUGAAAUGAAGAAACUGGGA
Messenger RNA from Thamnophis sirtalis, 3321 nucleotides. RefSeq names its product cilia and flagella associated protein 100 (gene CFAP100). The record is from RefSeq and is a predicted model, not a curated record. Lineage: Eukaryota; Metazoa; Chordata; Lepidosauria; Squamata; Natricidae.